Molecule: messenger RNA, 225 nt
Organism: Pieris macdunnoughi
Lineage: Eukaryota; Metazoa; Arthropoda; Insecta; Lepidoptera; Pieridae
Source: the annotation of a GenBank genome assembly
AUGAGAGGCAAAGCAUCGGUAAGCAUCGCUUUAAUUGUCAUAAAUUGCACUAACUCUUACAGCUUAACGAAUGACAAGACGGCAAUGAGUGACGCGCGAUCGGUAAGCGACUCCGAAUGUUCAAGUUGUGAGGAAGACGUGGACUCUGGGAUAGCUGAUGAACCAGCCCCACAGAGACGGGACAUUGACUGUAUGGAUUUAGCUGAAUUCUUCGCCUAUUGGUAA